Hyaloscypha bicolor E is the source of this 897-nucleotide messenger RNA. RefSeq names its product Thioesterase/thiol ester dehydrase-isomerase. Bases 124 to 684 code for a protein of 186 amino acids. Gene Ontology annotation, molecular function: fatty acyl-CoA hydrolase activity. The record is from RefSeq and is a predicted model, not a curated record. The transcript has 4 exons. NCBI's taxonomy places the organism in Eukaryota, Fungi, Ascomycota, Leotiomycetes, Helotiales, Hyaloscyphaceae.
UGUCAAUUUUCUCAGUCUGCCCAGUUUCUCUGAACCAUGACUUUCCUGCUCUUAUGAGGGUUCAUCUGACUUCCCCCCUGAUCACUGGCUCCGGACUGCCGGGACUAGCGGACAGAAUCCGAGAUGGCAGCAACAACACAUGAGGAAGCUAUGAAAGCUGUGGAGGCCAUAUUUGAACGCUACCUCCUCAUCUCCACCUCCACAAAGUUCGCCGGAUUCGACAAACACAUCAUGGAAACCGUGGAACUAAUUGACGCCUCCCCAAAGGGUACCGUAACCUUCGAAUUCCUGAUUGACGAGCGGUACACGAAUAUCAACGGCGUUAUGCAUGGAGGUGCGGCUGGCGUGAUAUUUGACAUGUGUACCACGACCGCGCUGGGGCCGCUUGCUAGACCUGGGUUUUGGGAUUUUCUUGGCGGCGUAACAAGAACGUUAAACAUAAGCUACUUGAAAGCUAUUCCUAUCGGAACGAAAGUGAGGAUCCACAGCGAAGUCUGCCAAGUAGGCCGAACAAUGGCCAUGAUCCGCGGCACGAUGAUGAGUCAAGACGGGCAAACUAUCUUCUGUACGUGUGAGCAUCAUAAAGUUAGUGUGCCCACACGGGAGGCGCAUUUGCAACAUAGGGUGGCUUGGGAUGAUUUGUGGGAUAAAGAUGAGAAUGUGGAGGGGCAGGCGAAGUUAUAAUAUCAGGGUUACAAAUAAAACUUGAGAGUUGGGUUAAGAAUUGUUUAUUUGUGGUUCCUCUGCUUCCCUGGUGUGGGUCUGUUAUGUGAAGAUCGUUAUUAGAUCCAAUUGAGAUCUGAGAUAAGGGAAGGGUUGAUAUUUACUCUCCUUUUACAUUUUAUUACACAUCGCUCUCGAUGUCCGGCAUCGGCUUGGAACAUUGAGAUUGUCAAG